Sungouiella intermedia is the source of this 1485-nucleotide messenger RNA. NCBI's taxonomy places the organism in Eukaryota, Fungi, Ascomycota, Pichiomycetes, Serinales, Metschnikowiaceae. The record is from the annotation of a GenBank genome assembly.
AUGGACUCUUCAAAGAGCAGAACGACUAUCCGGGCCAACCAGCACGCCUUCAUUACGCUUCCUUCUGAAGGUGUCAAGAUUGCAUACUUAAGAGAUGACGGGGCAAUUUCACUUGGAAAGUUUGGAACUUUCAAGGUUUCCACGAUUUUGGGCCAUCCAUAUGGAACCACUUUUGAAAUCACCGACGACCAGGUGGCUGUACCCAUCAAGUCUAUGACACAUACCGAAGAGAACAUCUUGGAGAACGAAAUGGAUGACGAACUCACCAAAGACCAGCUCACCAAGUACUUCGAGGUGAGUGCCGAAAGCAACCAGGACAUUAUCAACAUUGGAUCCAAGAUUCAGAAGCUUGACAACAAACAGAUCGAUGAUUUGAAGAAGCUGGGUGCUUCGUCAGACAUUGGCCAGAAGAUCAUUGAACAGAUCAUCGCUGGCCAUGGAGGAUUCGAUAAAAAAACCCUCUUCUCUCAGCAGAAAUACUUGCGUCGGAAACAGCAGAAGUUCUUGCGUAGAUUCCAGGUAGAUUAUGUGGGUCUGUCGCAGCUCUUGCAAUACUACAUCGAGAAGGACUUGCAGAAGGUGCUUGAUAUGAGUGAGGAGACGCUUGGCUUGUUACUUAACCACGCCAAUAUCCGCCCUGGAGGAAACUACUUGGUGGUUGACGACACUGCCGGUGUGGUUGUGUAUGCCAUGUUGGAGAGAAUGCAAGGUCAAGGCUCGAUCAUGUUGGUUCACGAGAAUGAACACGCCAACUUGGCCGCAUUGAGGCACCUGGACUACUCGGAGGAGUAUCAACAGAAGAUGAUCAAGACAGUCAGCUGGCUCCAGUUUAUUGAGCCUGAAAACGAGAAAAUCGCCUGGCAGGAGCUUUCACAAGAGGAGAUUGAUGCCAUGAAACCCAACAAGCAGCUCCAAUAUCAUAGAAGACUGAAACGUGCUGCCGAGAUCAAUGAUGCCAUUGAGUCAAUAGAGAGAGGCAAUUUUGAUGCGUUGGUGGCCGUUUCCACCCUCAGCAUACCGUCGUUCCUCGAGUAUGUGAUUCCAAGAGUGGGAGGCUCCAGACCAUUAGUGUUCUACAGUCAGUUCAAGGAGAUGCUCUUAGAGACCCAGCACGAACUUGCAAAGGAUAAGAGGGUGUUAGCACCUUCCAUUUUUGAGACCAGAGCCCGUAUUUAUCAAACCAUCAAGGGCAGAUUGCACCCACUCAUGACCUCUAGAGGCUAUGGAGGAUACGUUCUUAGUGGCACUAGAGUGUUCCCAGCAGGUGGCCAUAUCCAGGCAGUUGGAAAGGGAUCGAGAAAGAAACCAAGGCAGGAAGUAGAGGUUAAGACAGAGGACAAGACAGAGACCACAGCAGAGACAGAGACUACGACAGAGGCCACGCCAGAAAGUGGUAGUGUCGAGACUGUCAAGUCAGACCCUGGUGAUGAAAUCAAUCCUCCACCAGUGAAAGACGAGCAAAGUGUUGACGUUGAAAUGGCCUAG